GUGAUUGCUUGUUACGAUAAAACCGAGAGGAACCAUACUUUACACAAGAUGCGAUCGAUCGACAUGCAAUCUGACUUGAAAGGGUGUAGGAUGAAGCGGAUGACCGAAUAAAAGCGACGCCGGCCAAAGCGAGAAAUCUGCGACCAAUCCCACCGCUGGCCCCCAAUUAGACAGCUAUGUUGCGAACCACGAGAGCCACAGCUCUAUUGCCACUUCUCCGCAAAGAGCUUGUUUCUUCAUUUCAUCAGCCGCAACCAUCUCGAGCAGACCCCCGCUUUUCCCGCAUCCAAUCUGCCUCAAUCUCAACCUCCAGUUCUGCCUCAAACCCUGAUCUGAUCUCCCACCAUUUCUCGGCACCAACAAGACGCAAUAUGGCAGCGCCGGGACAUCAUGGAAGAAACAACGAUUCCCGGAGUGCGAGGUCCGGAGGAAAAAGCAGCAGCCUAAGUCUGGAUGGGCACCGCGUCGACAGGCCGGACGUGAAAGCGGCUUAUAUCGAUACCCACUGCCAUCUGUUCACUACUCUGGAGAUGAUGCGGGAGAAACUCCGCGAUGAGUCCAUCCCCAAGGACCGUAUCGAUCUGUUCGCUAAGCAGCUAUUCCCAGAGAAUGUGAAGGCCGUAGUGGACAUACACUGUGAUGUACCACUGGACAACUACGUCGAGCAAGCGAUGGCCUUCACCGAAUGGCCCGAGAACUUCAAAUACUACUUUGCAGCCGGUGCGCAUCCCCACGUCGCGAUGGCCUACACCGACGAGAUCCACGAGAGCCUCGUCACUACGAUGUCCAACCCGCGGUGUGUCGCUUGGGGCGAAUGCGGCCUCGACUUCUUCAAGAACGCGCCGGACACGCAUCAAACGCAGAAGGAGGUCUUUGCGCGCCAGAUCGAGACAGCGAUAAGCCUCAACAAGCCGCUGGUGGUCCACACCCGCGACGCGGAUGAAGCGACGAAGGAAGUGCUGGAUAAGCACAUGGCGCGGGAUCACCCCUUCCACGUGCACUGCUUCACGUCCUCCACUGAGUUUGGCCGGUGGGUGCUCGAGACGUUCCCGAACUCGUACAUCGGAAUCACGGGAGUGGCGACGUAUCAACUGCCGCACGUGCAGGAUUUUAUCAGGAGCGGCGACCUCCCACUAGGUCGGAUGCUGAUGGAGACGGACUCGCCGUUCAUGACGCCAAGGAAUAUCCACAGUUGGUUAAAGAAGACCCGGUCGAAGGAGGAAGGAAAGAAGAGGUUCGCGUUUUCUCACAGCGGCAUGAUUCCCUUCACCGCCGAGUUGGUGGCCGAGUGGAUCAACGAGGGAAGGCAGACCCGCGGAGAGGAGGCGAGGACAGAUGUCGAGGAGGUAUUGGAGAUGACGCGGAAGAACGCGGAAAAGAUUUACAGUAUCGAGAUAUGAUUCGAUCUCGGAUUGAGGUGGGGAGUGAGGCAUGAAUCUAUUGUUAGUUCGCGGCUCCACACAUUGAUGAUUGCACACAAGGCGUUCACCAAUUCAUGAUGGGAACACGCAAACAAACAGCUUGCAAAAACACAAUACCUCAUUCGUGACCCUAACCUCUUACGGUGGCACCCCCAGUCCCCAUCGUUCCACCCACGCCUGGGGGGCGGAGAGCAAUGGGGAACCCACGUCGAGUCAGCGGUCAGCGGUCAGCGGUGAGCGGUCAGCGAUCGGGACAGUGUGGUGAAAACGGU
Molecule: messenger RNA, 1693 nt
Organism: Tricharina praecox
Lineage: Eukaryota; Fungi; Ascomycota; Pezizomycetes; Pezizales; Pyronemataceae
Exons: 3
Coding region: 177-1400 (407 amino acids)
Molecular function (GO): hydrolase activity, acting on ester bonds
Source: RefSeq, a predicted model, not a curated record